This is a messenger RNA of Scleropages formosus (Asian bonytongue), 2086 nucleotides long. Its product is annotated as phenazine biosynthesis-like domain-containing protein. Gene Ontology annotation, cellular component: cytoplasm. Bases 148 to 1017 code for a protein of 289 amino acids. The transcript has 10 exons. Lineage: Eukaryota; Metazoa; Chordata; Actinopteri; Osteoglossiformes; Osteoglossidae. Gene Ontology annotation, biological process: biosynthetic process. Gene Ontology annotation, molecular function: isomerase activity. The record is from RefSeq and is a predicted model, not a curated record.
GUCCAUAAGUGUUGAAGGACAGGAAUGUCAGACUGCUGAGGCUGAGGGCGUGAUGAAGGGAAGCGGACACCAAGCAAGACCGCACCGUCUUAGAAGACACAGGUCCACGGUGAAUCUGUGAAACACCCUGACAGCCUACGGUGAGCCAUGAACAUCCCCAUAUUCGUAGUGGAUGCCUUCACCACCCAAGCUUUCCGAGGCAAUCCUGCAGCGGUUUGCCUUCUGCAACAUGAAUUGCACGAUGACCUGUACCAGAAAAUUGCAGCAGAGAUGAACCUUUCAGAGACGGCGUUCAUCUGGACACUGAACUCUUCGGAUGACUUCAGUUCAGGGGUCCGUUUUGGGCUGAGGUGGUUUACCCCGAAAAAUGAAAUCCCCCUGUGUGGACAUGCCACCAUUGCUUCAGCGGCUGUGCUGUUUUACCACAAAAAAAAUGUUAACCCCUCCGUGACAUUUGAGACUCUGAGCGGUGAGCUGUAUGUUCGCAUGCAUGAAGAGGCCAUAGUCAUGGAUUUUCCUCAAAACAAGCCCACUCCACAGGACCCAAAAGAGGUGAAAGAUCUAAUUAAAAUUGCAGUUGGAGACCUGCCUGUUGCUGAUGUGCAGCACUGCGGAGCGAUAAAGGCGCUAAUGGUGCGUCUGAGUGAUCAUUGUGACAGGACGGCUUUGACCUCCCUUCAGCCUGAUCCGGAAGCUCUUCUGCAUGCCGAGAGCAGCGGGAGGAUAAAGUCCAUCAUCGUCACGAUGAAAGGAGACCCUUCCUCAAAACCAGCAUACGAUUUCAUCUCCAGGAACUUUGCCCCCUGGCAUGGGAUUCCAGAGGACCCUGUGACCGGCUCUGCACACACUAUACUUGGCAGUUACUGGUCAGAGAAACUAGACAAGAAAAAGAUGCUGGCCUACCAGUGCUCCAGCCGAGGUGGAGAGCUCACUCUGAACCUGAAAGAUGACGGAAGAGUCGACAUUGCUGGUAGAGCUGUCACGGUACUGAAGGGGAUGCUCAUACUCCCACUCUGAACUGGACCACUGAAGGUGUUAAACUCUCCAUGAGAAACACAUAGAUGCCUGUGCUUAACCUCACCAUGCUUGCCAUUAGUUUAACUGCAAAAAAUGUCUGCAGUUAGAGAAGUCUCCAUGUCUGCAAAGUGUUGUUUAGCUUACUUCAAACUGUCUCAUAGGAUGUUAAUGGACAAAUUACAUGCUUUAGCCUUACAGUAUGUGUGACAUGUGUAAAACAAACAUUAACAACUCUUAGCUCUCUUGCCUUCCAUAGUAAGGUCAAAUCUGCAACAUGUAAUGUUCAAUUAAUGGUUUUUCUUGGCCAAAAGUCCCCUUUUGUCAUUUACAAUGGAUAAUAGAUUUAGUAAAAUUACUGCAACCAAACAUUUUAAUAGUCAUCUUUAUUUAAAAAGCAAAACACCUUUGAAACAAUUGUACUGUACAAAAUUUCUAUAAAGAGAAUUUAAAUACUGGUUCAGGAUGUACAGCUAUAAAACAGCACAAACAAAAGUCUAGCUGUGAGGUAAAAGGGACCUGAAGUAAAAUGUAAAAGGUGUAUUUAUCACCUGUGAAGUAGACAAUUUUAUUCAGGUCAGCAGCAAGGCUAUGAAACCACACUAUUCAGUUUAAGUUGGAUAGUAAGGAUUUGUGAAUAAAGUGUUCUAGAAUAAUACAGCAACAACCUUUUCCACAACUUCAUAUUUUUUGCAGCUCCUAUGAUCCUUUGGUACAACAAAUUGGUGACUUUUCACAUGUUAUUUAAAGUACUUUGCUUGCAGUUGGACUAAACUGGAAGACCUUGAUAAUAGGUAAUGACAAACAUGAAAUUGAAAUGUUAACAUAUACAGUUUUCCUUCCUUGUGAUUAGUAGUCAGUGCUAAAGGAAAAACUAUUGUACCAUUUCCUGAUGGAAAAACUUAGUUAUGUGAAAUGCAUAACCUGAUGACUUGCAUACCCUGACAACAGAUGUCUUCUGCCUAGUUUCCAGCAGCUUUUCACAAUAUUACAUUGUUUGCAAUGUUCCAACUUAGAUGACAUUCAAGUAAAACAUUAACUGAUUGGAAAAAAUACAAUGAAAGUUUGAAUU